Messenger RNA from Penicillium angulare, 1506 nucleotides. Its product is annotated as dolichyl-P-Glc:Glc1Man(9)GlcNAc(2)-PP-dolichol alpha-1,3-glucosyltransferase ALG8. Gene Ontology annotation, molecular function: dolichyl pyrophosphate Glc1Man9GlcNAc2 alpha-1,3-glucosyltransferase activity. The record is from RefSeq and is a predicted model, not a curated record. Bases 1 to 1506 code for a protein of 501 amino acids. Lineage: Eukaryota; Fungi; Ascomycota; Eurotiomycetes; Eurotiales; Aspergillaceae. Gene Ontology annotation, cellular component: endoplasmic reticulum membrane. The transcript has 6 exons. Gene Ontology annotation, biological process: protein N-linked glycosylation.
AUGGCUGAGCUUUAUCCCUCAUUGGCGCAAUGCGCUAUCGUUGCGGGUGCUCUUAAAGUGCUCCUCUUUCCAGCUUACAAAUCCACUGAUUUCGAGGUCCACCGCAAUUGGCUUGCCAUCACCCACUCACUGCCAGUUAAAGAAUGGUAUUACGAAAAAACAUCAGAAUGGACUCUAGACUACCCCCCAUUCUUUGCAGCAUUCGAAUGGCUGAUGUCGCAAGCUGCUUCGUAUAUCGACCCGGCAAUGCUAGUUGUUAAGAACCUAGGAUACGACUCAUGGGAGACCAUAUACUUCCAGAGAGCUACCGUCAUCUUGACUGAGCUCGUUCUAGUCUAUGCGCUAAGCCGUUUCAUCAAGUCUACUCCGCUUGCCAAUAAACAGGCUGCACACGUCGCCAGUGUCUCUAUUCUCCUAUCGCCGGGUCUAUUCAUCAUCGACCAUAUCCAUUUCCAGUACAAUGGGUUCAUGUAUGGAAUAUUGAUUCUGUCCAUCGUUCUAGCUCGUGAAAAUUACAAGCUGUUUAGCGGAAUAAUCUUUGCAGUCCUUUUGUGCUUUAAGCACAUAUACCUCUACCUCUCCCUCGCCUAUUUUGUCUACUUGCUGCGCUCAUACUGCCUCGACCCCAAGAAUUUCCUGCGACCGCGAUUUGGCAAUAUCAUCAAACUUGGAGUUUGCGUUGUUGGGGUUUUUGCAAUCGCAUUCGGUCCCUUUGUCCAAUGGGGUCAAAUACUUCAAUUGAAAGACCGACUCUUCCCCUUUUCGCGAGGACUGUGCCAUGCGUAUUGGGCACCUAACAUCUGGGCUAUGUAUUCCUUCACAGAUCGAGCUCUAAUUCCAUUGGCCCCACGCCUUGGUCUGCCUGUAAAUCUAGAGGCACUCAACAGUGUUACUCGGGGGCUUGUGGGAGACACGUCGUUCGCGAUCCUUCCUGAAGUGGCCAGUGAGCAAACAUUUCUGCUCACAUUCAUAUUCCAACUGGUCCCUCUAGUGAAGUUAUGGCUCCAGCCUGACUGGGAUACCUUCGUCGGAGCACUGACUCUUUGUGGCUAUGCAUCUUUCCUCUUCGGCUGGCAUGUCCACGAGAAAGCCGUUCUUUUGAUUAUCAUUCCGUUCAGCCUCAUCGCUCUCAAGGAUCGCCGCUAUUUCAGCGCCUUCCGGCCGCUUGCAGUAGCCGGCCACGUAUCUCUCUUCCCACUCUUGUUCACUGCCGCCGAAUUUCCACUCAAGAUCGUGUACACCGUGUUCUGGCUGAUUCUGUUCCUCUUUGUAUUUGACCGAGUCGCACCAGUUCCCGAACGCCGCCGCGUCUUUGUAUUCGACCGCUUGUCCUUGCUGUAUCUGACUUUUGCAAUUCCCCUGAUUGUAUAUUGCUCUUUGAUACACCAGCUUAUCUUCGGAUUUGAAAAGCUGCAGUUUUUGCCCCUUAUGUUUAUGAGCAGUUACUCUGCGCUUGGAGUAGUCGGCAGUUGGGUUGGCUUUAUGGUCGUGUAUUUCACUGCAUAG